This is a messenger RNA of Juglans regia (Persian walnut), 2637 nucleotides long. RefSeq names its product G-type lectin S-receptor-like serine/threonine-protein kinase LECRK1. Gene Ontology annotation, molecular function: protein serine/threonine kinase activity; ATP binding. NCBI's taxonomy places the organism in Eukaryota, Viridiplantae, Streptophyta, Magnoliopsida, Fagales, Juglandaceae. Gene Ontology annotation, biological process: protein phosphorylation; recognition of pollen. The transcript has 4 exons. Bases 1 to 2607 code for a protein of 868 amino acids. The record is from RefSeq and is a predicted model, not a curated record.
AUGGUUGCAAUAUUUCUUUCUCUCCUUUUGAUUACUGGAUUCUCUGCUACAAUUGCACAAGAAGGAAAUUCCAGUAUUAGCCUCGGCUCUUCCCUCUCUCCAAUUACCAAACCAUAUUGGUUAUCAGGUUCUGGCCAAUUUGCUUUUGGCUUCUACCAAAUAGAUGGUGGCUUUGCCAUAGGCAUCUGGUUGGAAAAGAUUCGGCAAAAAACAGUAGUAUGGACAGCUAACCGGGACAAUCCGCCACUAUCAAAAAAUGUCAAAUUGUUUCUGGCAAAUGAUGGCAGGCUUGUCCUAGAACAAGAACAAGGCCAACAGACUGCUCUAACUAAUAAUGCUCUGUUCUCCGCUUCCUCUGCCUCCAUGCUCAAUACUGGAAACUUUGUCCUCUACAAUUCAAGUUCAAACAUCAUAUGGCAGACUUUUGAUGCUCCAACAGACACUAUUUUACCUGAUCAACCUCUCGUGGCGGGGAACAAGCUAGUCUCCAGCAGCUCUGAGACAAAUCAUGCAAGGGGAAAGUUUCAACUUAUAAUGCAGCAUGAUGGGAACCUGGUGCAAUACCCGUCAGACAUUCCACCUAAACUUUUCCUACGUAAUCUUACCGGCAUCCAUAUCAAGAAUUUAAACGGCCAAGGAAACACCUCUGAUAAUUUUUCUUUAUAUCGUUUGACGUUGGGUUUUGACGGAAUAUUGCGGUUAUAUUCCCAUCGCUUGGAUCAAGAUGAUGAUAAUUGGUCAAUUGAAUGGUCCCCUUCAAGCAGUAAUUGCGAUCCUAUUGGUCUCUGUGGCCUAAAUGCUUAUUGUACUGUAAAGGAACACAAAGCUGUAUGUACAUGCCCUCCUGGUUUUGAUUUCUUGGACGGACGACAACCUGAUUUGGGCUGCAAGAGAAAUUCCAGCACAGAUGGUUGCACGAGCAAGAAUGGAGAAACAGUUGAUAUUCUUCAGGAAUUGGGACGUGUUGAAUGGGAAGAUAUUAAGAAUGAUACAAUCACAAGCAGUCGAUUAAAAGCUGGUGAGUGCAAGGGCUUGGUGAGCAAGUCUGCCAAUUGGGCAGAGGAAAAUACAUGCACAAGUUUGACUUGUCCAGCUGCAAUCUUGUCACGAACUAGAUGGCAAUCUAGUUCAAUGUGCUUCAUGCACUCGUGGAAUACUGGGUUUGCCGCAAUAUGCAUGGCAGCGAGGUUGUCACAGUGUAGAGUAGCAGGUGCUUCAAUGGUGAUGCGUAAAUCUCUCAUCACAUGCAAAUAUUAUCUUCAUGUUGCGUCUAGUCUGGUGGCCUUCCAAGAGCACGAGAAUUUUCUUCCUUUAACUUCAACAUGGGAAGACAACCCCUAUUCUAUCUUGUCAUUGACCAAAACUGAGUGUAGAGAAAACUGCUCGAAAGACUGCGAAUGUGAAGCCGCACUAUUCAAAGAACAGGAGUGCAGAAAACAGAAGUUUCCACUAAGAUUCGGGAGAGAACGACAAGAUAAUUCUGGUACAACCAUAAUCAAGGAGAGAUUUGGGAGUUCAAACACAACACAGGUAAGUAAGCGAAGAAAGAAACAACAGGGAAUGGGCGUCUUAAUCGGCAGCUCUGUGAUUUUAGCUUUUGCAGUUGGCAUUCUAGCAAUUACUGGUAUUCUCAUUUACAGAUCUCGUGUUCGGGAAUAUAAAAAUAUCAAAAACCAAGGGAAUGAUGGGUUAAUUGAAGAAGUCAGUCUACGGUCAUAUACAUAUGGGGAGCUUGAAAAGGCAACUAAUGGCUUCACAGAUGAAGUGGGUAAAGGAGCUUUUGGGACAGUUUUUAAAGGUGUCAUAGACAAUGGCAAGACAGUCGUGGCUGUGAAGAGACAAGAGACAGUGGUGGCUAAAAGUGAAAGAGAAUUUCGUAAUGAGAUGAAAGCAAUUGGGAGAACUCAUCAUAAAAAUCUAGUCAAGUUGUUUGGCUACUGUCAUGAUGGAACAAAUCUACUCUUAGUCUACGAGUACAUGAGCAAUGGUUCUUUAGCAGAUUUCCUCUUCAAAUCUAGAAGAAAGCCAAGCUGGGAGGAAAAAACUAGAAUAGCUUUGAAUGUAGCUCGAGGCAUUCUCUAUCUGCAUGAUGAGUGUGAGAACCAGAUCAUCCACUGCGACAUCAAACCUGAAAACAUACUCAUGGAUGAGCAAAAGUGUACAAAAAUUGCAGAUUUUGGUUUGGCCAAGCUGCUGAUGCCUAACCAAACCAGGACAUACACUGGGAUCCGUGGAACAAGGGGAUAUGUUGCACCUGAAUGGCACAGAAACUUGCCCAUAACUUUAAAAGCAGAUGUCUAUAGCUUUGGGAUUAUGUUGUUGGAGAUCAUAUGUGGUAGAAGGAAUGUGGAUGUUGAUCUUCCAGAGGAGGAAGUGGUUCUUGCAAAUUGGGUCUUUGAUUGUUUUGAAGCUGGUGAAUUGGAUAGGCUGGUGAAGGAUGAACAAGUGGAAAUGAACAAGCUAGAGAGAAUGGUUAGGGUGGGACUUUGGUGCAUCCAGGAAGAACCAUCAUUUCGCCCUACAAUGAAGAGGGUGGUACUGAUGUUGGAAGGGACAGUGGAGAUACCAGCUCCUCCUAGUCCUACCCCAUUUUCAAGUGCCAUGUAACUAUGCAAGUCAAUUUUAGCCUUGCACCCA